AUGAAAGGAAAAGAAUGUACAGCAAAAUGGUCCCACAUUGUUCAAUUAUAUAAUAGGUGCCCAGGUUACAGAGGUGUCAAGCUAGUGCCUAAGCUGACUGCUCACCACAUCCUACCACAUUUAAUCCCAAAGAUGAGGGUGAAACACUGCACACAAGUGUUUAGUCAAUCUGUUGGAGUGGGCCUUGCGUGUAUGGCAGAAUUGGGAGCUCUUGAUAAGAGCAGUUAUGAGACAGCGGAUCUCCUAUUAUUUUUCGAUGACCUAUUUGACAGCGUGAAUGGUAGUUUCAGCGAAAUUAUAGGAGGGAAAAAGUAUCGUGCUGCAGUAACUCCAACUUCACCGCAUCACAAUUUGUGGAAUUAA
Messenger RNA from Parnassius mnemosyne (clouded apollo), 363 nucleotides. The record is from the annotation of a GenBank genome assembly. Lineage: Eukaryota; Metazoa; Arthropoda; Insecta; Lepidoptera; Papilionidae.